Molecule: messenger RNA, 3594 nt
Organism: Calypte anna (Anna's hummingbird)
Lineage: Eukaryota; Metazoa; Chordata; Aves; Apodiformes; Trochilidae
Gene: KCNH7
Product: potassium voltage-gated channel subfamily H member 7
Exons: 16
Coding region: 1-3594 (1197 amino acids)
Biological process (GO): potassium ion transmembrane transport; membrane repolarization during action potential
Cellular component (GO): membrane
Molecular function (GO): inward rectifier potassium channel activity
Source: RefSeq, a predicted model, not a curated record
AUGCCUGUUCGCAGAGGUCAUGUGGCACCACAAAAUACAUUUUUGGGUACAAUCAUACGAAAAUUUGAAGGGCAAAAUAAAAAAUUCAUCAUUGCUAAUGCUAGAGUGCAGAAUUGUGCUAUCAUCUACUGCAAUGAUGGGUUCUGUGAGAUGACUGGGUUCUCCAGGCCAGAUGUCAUGCAGAAACCUUGUACCUGUGAUUUUCUUCAUGGCCCAGAGACCAAAAGACAUCAUAUUGCCCAAAUUGCUCAAGCACUGCUGGGGUCAGAGGAGAGGAAAGUAGAAGUCACCUAUUAUCACAAAGAUGGAUCUACCUUCAUUUGCAACACCCACAUAAUUCCGGUGAAAAAUCAAGAGGGAGUAGCAAUGAUGUUUAUUAUUAACUUUGAGUAUGUAACAGAUGAAGAGAAUGUGGCAUCUCCCGAGAAGUGCAAGCCAGUAUUGCCAUCCAAACUUGUAAAUCGUAAACUUUUUGGGUUCCGGUUACCUGGACUGAGGCUUUUAACAUACAGAAAGCAGUCCUUACCACAGGAAGACCCUGAUGCAGUGAUAAUCGACUCAUCUAAGCACAGUGAUGACUCAGUGGCUAUGAAGCACUUUAAAUCACCUACAAAAGAAAGCUGUAGUCCUUCAGAAGUGGAUGAUACAAAAGCACUGAUCCAACCCAGUCAAUGUUCACCGUUGGUUAAUAUAUCAGGACCUCUCGACCAUUCAUCACCUAAGCAGCAAUGGGACAGACUUUACCCUGACAUGGUACAGACAAGCAACCCACUAACCCAUUCCAGAUCAAAGGAAAGCAUCUGUAGUAUACGGAGAGCAUCUUCAGUACAUGACAUUGAAGGCUUUAGUGUUCAUCCCAAGAACAUUUUUAGGGACCGCCAUGCAAGUGAAGACAAUGGUCGCAAUGUGACAGGGCCUUUUAAUCAUAUCAAGUCAAGUCUGUUGGGAUCCACAUCGGAUUCAAACCUCAACAAAUACAGUACAAUAAACAAAAUUCCUCAGCUCACACUGAACUUUUCAGAUAUCAAAAGUGAAAAAAAAUCUUCAUCUCCUCCUUCUUCGGAGAAAGCAAUUAUUGCACCUAAGGUGAAAGACCGAACGCACAAUGUAACAGAGAAGGUUACCCAGGUUCUAUCCUUAGGGGCUGAUGUUCUACCAGAAUAUAAACUCCAGACACCUCGCAUCAACAAGUUUACUAUAUUGCACUAUAGUCCUUUUAAAGCUGUGUGGGACUGGCUCAUUUUGUUGCUGGUAAUAUACACUGCCAUAUUCACCCCUUACUCUGCUGCCUUCCUGCUGAAUGAUAGUGAGGAACGGAAGAGGAGAGAAUGUGGAUAUUCUUGCAGCCCACUGAAUGUUGUAGACUUAAUUGUGGAUAUUAUGUUUAUCAUUGACAUUCUAAUUAACUUCAGAACAACAUAUGUAAACCAGAAUGAAGAAGUGGUAAGUGAUCCAGCAAAAAUAGCAAUUCAUUACUUCAAAGGCUGGUUCCUAAUUGACAUGGUUGCUGCAAUACCUUUUGACCUGCUGAUUUUUGGCUCUGGCUCUGAAGAGACAACAACAUUAAUAGGUCUCCUGAAGACAGCUAGACUGCUGCGUUUGGUGAGGGUAGCACGGAAACUGGAUAGAUAUUCAGAAUAUGGUGCUGCAGUUCUGAUGCUCCUCAUGUGCAUAUUUGCUCUAAUUGCACACUGGCUUGCUUGCAUUUGGUAUGCCAUUGGAAAUGUAGAAAGACCUUACCUGGAUCACAAGAUUGGCUGGUUGGAUUCGUUAGGAGAACAAUUAGGAAAGCGUUACAAUAAGAGUGAUGCAAGCUCUGGACCAUCCAUCAAGGACAAAUACGUUACAGCACUUUAUUUUACCUUCAGCAGUCUGACAAGUGUAGGAUUUGGAAAUGUGUCUCCAAACACCAACUCAGAGAAAAUCUUUUCCAUCUGUGUCAUGCUGAUUGGCUCAUUAAUGUAUGCUAGCAUCUUUGGAAAUGUAUCUGCAAUAAUCCAACGACUCUACUCGGGAACUGCACGGUAUCACAUGCAGAUGCUGCGAGUAAAGGAGUUCAUACGCUUCCACCAAAUCCCCAACCCGCUGCGGCAGCGCCUUGAGGAGUACUUCCAGCAUGCAUGGACAUACACCAAUGGCAUUGACAUGAACAUGGUCCUGAAGGGCUUUCCAGAAUGCUUACAAGCUGACAUUUGUCUGCACCUCAACCAAAAUUUGCUUCAGAAUUGCAAAGCUUUCCGAGGGGCCAGUAAAGGCUGCCUUCGAGCUCUGGCUAUGAAGUUUAAGACAACACAUGCACCUCCUGGAGACACUUUAGUGCACUGUGGAGAUGUUCUCACUGCUCUUUACUUUGUGUCAAGAGGCUCCAUUGAAAUCCUGAAGAGUGACAUUGUUGUAGCCAUUCUUGGGAAAAAUGAUAUUUUUGGAGAGAUGGUACAUCUUUAUGCAAAACCAGGGAAGUCAAAUGCUGAUGUGAGAGCUUUAACUUACUGUGACUUGCAUAAAAUCCAGCGAGAAGAUCUGCUAGAAGUUUUAGACAUGUACCCUGAAUUUUCUGAUCUCUUCCUCACGAAUCUGGAACUAACUUUUAAUCUAAGAGAUGAAACUGCAAAGUCUGACCUCGUAAUAAGAUCGCAAACUACUAAUGAUACAGAUGGAGAUAACUGCAAACUACGAAGACGGAAAUUGUCCUUUCACAGUGAAAUAGAAAAAGAGAAUGGUCAAAGUGAUCCUGAACCCUCAGGAGAUACCACCAGAUACUAUCAAUCUAUUAAAAAACACUUGGAGGAGAAAAAAAGUGGGUCAUCAUCUUUUGUGUCCUCCACUGAAGAUGAGCAAAAGCCUCUGUUCUCUGAGAUAGCUGAUUAUCCAUCUGUGACAGAGAAAACCACAGAGCUGGACUUUGAAGAAGUGCUUCAUGCCACUGAAGAAAUUCUUAUUGACAAAAGAAGCAAUUCUUGCAAAGAUAUCACUGAUAAAAGAGACUGGGAGCAGGAGAACAUCCAGGAGUACCAGGACUCCCCAGCUCAGUCAGCAUUACCCCAUGUUACAUGGGGCAUCUGUGAAACUGAAAGUGACUUUAUAUAUGGAGAAGUGGAGAAUCGAUUAGAUUUACUUCAAGAACAACUCAACAGGCUUGAGUCCCAGAUGACUGCUGACAUCCAAACCAUCCUGCAGCUUCUGCAAAGGCAGUCAACACUCAUUCCACCUGCCUAUAGCAUGGUGACUGCAGGUGCAGACUAUCAGCAGCCAGCAGCCCGGGUGAUACAAAAGCUUCAGCCUGCAGCAUCGAUUAAAACAGACAGAAGUUUCAGUCCUUCAUCUCAGUGUCCUGAAUUUCCAGACCUUGAAAAAUCAAAACUUAAAUCCAAAGAAUCCCUCUCAAGUGGAGUACAUCUUAACACAGCCUCAGAAGACAACCUGGCUUCUGUUUUACAUCAAGAACGUGACCAGUCUGUAGAGUGUCCACCCCAGCAUUGUAAAACUUUUCUCCAGCCAGUUAGGCACCCUUCCUUGCCAGAAUCUUCACUAAGCACUGUAGGAAUCAUGAGUCUUCAUAGGCAUGUUUCUGAUCCUGGUCUUCCUGGGAAAUAA